GUCGCCUUUGAUUAAACGACCCCAGUACACCGCCAAGCGAAAAAUGGUGGAAAUUUCUUUCAAUUUUUGUCAGGUUUGAGCAAAGUUUCGCAAAUUUGUUUGCUUGACGUUCUCUAAAUGUUUGUAAAAUUCUCCAUGAGAUUAAAAGGCUAUUAAUAAUGGUAAAUCUAAAUGCAUUUUUGGAUUUUAGUGUUUGGUAAAUGUAUGUUAAAUAGAGAAAUUGCAAAAAUAAAGAAGGAGGGUGCUGGUUCUCUUUAAAGGCGGAGACGAAAAAAAGGAAGGGAAUUAGCUUAAAAUAUAAAAGACACAAAAGAAAAAUAUAUAAGUUGAUGAAAAAUAUCCAAAAAACAAAAUGGACCAGCUUUUUAUGUUCUCAAACGAGUAUACUACGGAUGAUGCCGAGGAUGCUGCGAAUGGCAGUAGCAAAAAAGAAACAAAAAUUAAAAACGAGCCUGAAGAAGUAGCAGAUGAUGGUGGACACGAUGAUAGCUAUAUCAUGCCUGAAUCUCUUUUACAACAAAUGACAUCUACACCAGAUGCAGAAGGUGAAGAUGAUAAUACAAUUUUUAAUUUUGGAAUAGAACCAACUGCGGAUAAACGUCAGUCGUCGAGUUUAUCGAAACCAUAUAACUCAAAGAAUCCUCAAGAUGCGUUUGUUAAUUAUGAUAUAGCAAUAAUGUACAUUUGUCCAGCUUGCGGUUCAGAGUUUGAUUCGCAAAGCGCUUGGAAGGGACAUAUAAAUGGAGUUCACCAAUACAAUACACGACGCGGCUUGAAUUUCAUACCAAUUGACAAAUUAUAUCACAAAUGUCUAGAAUGUAGCAAGCCUAUUGCCAUGCAUGCUAUGGAGAAUUUGCUAAAGCAUAAAUUUACACAUUUACCCCAUCGCUGUACAAAAUGUAAACUCUGUCAUCGUUUAUAUAAAUAUAGACAGGACUUGAUUGUGCACUUGCGAUUGUGUCAUCGCGAAGAAGUAUUAUCAAUGAUGGGAAAUGCAAAAAAUAACUCUAACAGUAGCAGCCAUAACAAUAGUCGGGCAACUACACCCGCGUUGACAAAGGGACGAUUAGAGAUCAGGGAUAUUAAAGGUAAUGCAGUGGACAUAUUUGAAAACACAAACGACAGUGUUGAGGUGAAAAAUGAACCAUUUGAUCCUGAUGAACAAGACGGGGAAAAUUUGCUUGAACAAACCACAAUUAAAUCUAAGUUUCCUACCACCUCAAUUUUAGAAGAUGCUCUUAGUCGAAGUUCUUCACAAGUCUCCGAUCAACGUCAAAGUGAAAAUGCCAAUAUUAAUGAGAGAAAAUGUGAAAAGCACAUACAAUAUAUUUGCCCGGUUUGUAGCACGGAGUUUACGAUAAAGAAUGAUUGGCUCUCACACGUACAAGAAAUGCACAAUUUUUGUACCAUAACCGGACUUGGGUUUCGACAGCGUAUUCAUUCCACUGUAGAGUGUUUGGAAUGUAAAAAGGUUAUGUCUGAUAAAUCAAUAGAACAACUGCAGUUACACAAAUUCUCUCACCUCCCAUGUAAAGCAUGGGUGCGCUGUAAGCUUUGUUUCCGCACAUUCAAUAGCCACAAAGAUAUUGUAAAGCAUUUACUUACUCAACAUCGUCUUGAUAAUGAUGAGUAUGGCGAUGUGGCCGCCGAUGAGAGCCAAGACGGUGGCUCGUUAGAUCCAUAUUCGGCACCAUUAAAUGACAAUGACGACGAUCAAGCACUAGCUGACGAGCAAGGAAAGAGCGAUGUUCGUGAUAUUUAUGAGACGCAAAUAGAUUACUUAUGUCCAAAGUGUGGCAAAGAGUUUUUCGAAAGGAAAAUGUGGCGCAAGCACAUUGUCAAAGCACACCACUAUACCGAUUUAAAGACACUAUGUUUUGUAGUUUUGAAUGAGCAUCAACUGCAAUGUCGACUGUGCGGCAAAAUAAUUACGAAUGCCUACGGCGUGCAAAAUGCGCAACAACAUUAUUUCACACAUUUACCUCACAAAGCAUACAUAAGAUGUCGUAUAUGUACCAAAUCAUAUACGGAUCGCAAGGGUCUAGUUAAGCAUUUGCGCAAAGUUCAUCAUAUUAAUCCCAAAACCGCAGCAGCAGCAGCGAUUGCUGCAGCAGCUAGCAAGAACAUACGACCACAAUCAUCAUUCCAACAACCACAAACUCCAUCGCAGGUGAGAGCACCGCGUACGGCACCAGUUAAGGAAAUUGUUAGUCAUAACGGUGUAAUAUAUGAGAUACAAUUUUUGGAUGAAGGCAAUAAUGAUGAAGUAUUCCCGUUGAAUGAUUCAUCACCGUUGUUCGGUGAAGGCAGAAAUGAUGACAGUUUUGCUAUGCCCACAAAACGACAUGUAUGCCCUGAUUGUUACUCUACCUUCAGUACGGCACAAGCACUGCAAAAGCAUACUCGAGAACAACAUGACUUCAAGAAGCCCUCACAAGCUCAUGUCUGCUCUUUAUGUUAUUGUACAUUUGAGUCUGGAGGCGCAUUACAAGACCAUAAACUGAAGCAUCAUAUGAAAAAUUCGACGUCUACAAUUGAAAGCGAAAACAAUGACGAUGACGAUUUGCUUUUGAUACCUACUGGAAAUGAAGACGUAAAGACCAACUCCAAUUCAGGUGCUGGCGCACCAAGCAUUGAGCAAUAUUUUUGCUAUCUAUGUCCCGCAUGCGGUGAAGAAUUUAAAUCACAAUAUGAGUGGCGUCGUCACAUCAACGAUAUUCACUACUUCGAUCGACGUUACGAAUUAAACUUUAGCCAAAUAGAUAAAUUUCAUUUCCAGUGUGUGGAAUGUAAGGAAAUUGUAAAUAGUGCUAAAUUGAAAGGUCUACAAGACCACAAAUUCCGUCACUUGCCGUAUAAGCUGUAUAUAAAAUGUCGCCUCUGUAGCACAUGUUACAAUCACAAACCUAAUAUGAUCACGCAUCUACGUAUACGUCACAAUUUGGUAGAUCCACGUGAAUCACGCAAUUCCAGCCCAUCGAUGUCACCGUCGCCUCAAAUGCGCUUUAAUACAAGUAGCUCAUAUGACAUUCCAUCGUCCACGCAAGCAUUUAACGUGUUCAAACCUUUGACGACUGAGGAUGUAAUUUCUAACCACAAUGCCGUAGAUCACGAAUCGAUAACCUACCGAUGCCCGCAAUGCAAUGAAGCAUUUGAUACACACGCUCUAUGGCGUCAGCAUAUUGUCACGGCACAUGACCUUAACAGUCGGCAAGGAUUGAAUUUCCGUCAAUUAGACGCGCACCACUACAUUUGUUUGGAGUGUUAUAAACGCGUCACAGUAACACAUACGAAGGGUGCGAUUGGGCAACUGCAGUCCCACAAAUUCCGUCAUUUGCCAUACAAAUCUUUUUGUUGCACCAAAUGCUAUGGACUAUUUGUACGUAAACAAAUGUUUUUUAAGCAUCUAAAUCGUACAACCAAUAGGUGCCCGUUGUUAGGAAAUGAGCGCGUACCCAACUACAACACCAAAGCAAAGGGCUCACCCAUGAGUUUAGCGCGUCCCUUGCCAGGCAACAGUGGAAAUUCCGGUCCUACAAAACACCUGAACUUUUCGAUAACAUCUAAAGAAAAAUGUCCGUACAUUAUACAAUGCCCGCAAUGUGGCAUCAAAUUCGAAAAAUGGCAUCCAUGGCGCGAGCACAUUGAAAAAGUGCAUGCUUUGCAUAGCAUGGCAUCACUCAAAUUCAAAAAGAUCAACGAUCAUUUGCACAUUUGCAUUCAAUGCAAGGAGCGUGUUACAGGCGCAAAUUUCAUCAAUCUGCAAACACACCGGUUUAAGCACUUGCCUUAUGGCACCUAUCUCCAUUGCCGAUACUGUGAUGUGAGGUAUUACUAUAUGAUUAACAUUAUUAAGCACAUGAAGCAAAAACACCCAAAUCAUGGAAUGGAACAACUCGAACUACAAGUGGAGAGCAGAGGCGACGAAGUGGCUGAUCCCUCACCGGCCACAGUCAGUAUGGAGGUGGAUAAGGAGUGCGAAGAAAAAGAGAAGAAGGAUACUGACAACGCUGCCAAUGAUGAUAAUCAAGAGGAUGAAGACAAUGCAGUGAUUAUAGAUGAUGAUCAACAUGAAAAUAAAACUGUUGCGACAAAGGAUGUGGAAUAUGGUUUCGGUUGCGAAUCGUCGAUAUGCUCAUACAUUAUACAAUGUCCGCAAUGUGGUAUAAAAUAUGAUAAUUGGCACUUGUGGCAGGAUCACAUCGCCAGUGCACAUUCGUUGCAUAAACAUGAUGAGCUCAAUUUCACCAAAAUAUUCGAUUGGUUGGAGGAGUGUAACGAAUGUAAAGAACGUGUAAAUGCCACAUCUCUCGUUUAUUUGCAAACUCACAAAUUUAAGCAUUUGCCAUAUGGCAUGUAUCUGCAGUGUCGCUACUGUGAAGCCAAAUUUAACUACAUGAUAAACAUUGUUAGACACUUGAAGUCGAAACAUCCAGAGCAUGCACUGCAGCAACUGGAUCAACCCAGCGGGUUAGCGGAUGUUUUGCCAGAUAAUGAAAAUGAGAUAAAUGAAGAGAAGGAGGAGGAGGAGGAGGAGGAGGAGACGAAUGCUGUAGGUAAAACGAAGGAGUUUGGUAAUGUGGAGAUUGACGUCGAUGCUGAGGGUGAUGACGACGAAGAAGAAGAUGAUGAUGAUGAUGAUGACGAUGAUGAUGAUGAUGAGGAGGAUGAUGAUGCAAAUGAUGUGAACAAUGGCGGUGAGGACUUUGUGGAGCGUAUGGAUGUUGACGAUAAAAGUGAAGAUGAUUUCGAAGAAGGUGAGGAGGAUGAUGAUGAAAAUGACGACAAUGAUGACGACGAUGAGGAUGAUGAUGAUGAGAUUGAAAAUUAUGCUAAUGUGAAUGAUGUAGAAGAAGGCCCAGCUAUCGACAGUGGUGAGAAUACAAAUAUAGAAGUGCCACGAGGUGCUGUUGAGGAUAUCGAAGAAGUGGAUGAACCAGAUGAACAAUUCGUUUUAGGUUAAGAUUUUUUUGUCAUUAAAAUAAUAUACAUAAAUAUUUACUGUAAGCCAUUCGUAUUUACGCAAAUUGGUUUUUAUGAAAAAAAAAAAACACUAUGUGAUGUCAACACAUUCUAUAAUUUAUUUUAAUUGGUUAAAAAUUUUAAAUGAUUAAAAGCAUACCUCUUAACAGGAAGUGCAAACAUGGUGUAAAACGAGUUACGGGGAUUUAAUGUCUUAUUAUGAGUAUUCAAAAGAUAGCUUAAAAUAAAUUGUGUUAAAUGAGAAAUUUUGAUAUUUCGUAAAAAAAAUUCAAUAUACAUACGAGUAAUACAGGCGCGUAUAUGUUUCAGACUUUUUUUUGUUUUGAUUUUUAAGUAACUAUAUAAUAAAAGCUAUAAUUUUCGAUUUAGCUCAUAGUCCAAGUAACUCAUAAUGAAUAUACCUAGUGCCCUUUUGAGAAAAUAACUUAUUUGACUUGAAUAGGUUUUGCUUUCAGUUCGAAUAAAUUUUAUAAGAUGUUUUCUUCAGCUAAAGCUUGAACGAUUGUAUAUAUUAAUAAUAUCCUUUAACUCCGGUUGGAGCUUAGGGCCAAUAAUUAGCAGUUUAAAUAAUCCAUUAAAAACCGGCAAUUCAGUGCUUAACAAAAAGAAUGGGCUAAGUCGGCCUAAAUUGUUAUGUCAAAUGUGCAAUGAUGUGUAUGUUUUUAUAACUGUAGGUUUGGCAUCCAUCGUAAUAUAGAUCAGGAUUCAUCUCAUCUAAAAUAAAAACCUGUUAAAGUCAAAUAAGAAGUUCUACCAAAAGUGCGCAAAUAUCAAAAAAUAGCAUAUAUUUUCGCAUACGCAUAUUUAAAAUUGUCAAAAAAACCAUUGGCAGGCUUGAUAUAUACUCUUUUAUAUGUUUGAGAAAAGAAAAGACUUUUAUCAAGGUCGGCGCUCUAAAAUAACUUGAUAGUAUGCAAUAUGCGCCACUUAUUUUUAUUUUAGGGACUAAUAUCUAUUAUUUUCCACUACUAUUUCUAUUAUUUUUAACACUUGGCAUAUUUUCUUAAUUGAUAUUAUACUAUAGUAUACAUUUAUUGAAUUUUUAGCAACAAAAAAUGGUUAAAUUUAUCAACCACAGUAACUAAUAAUAAAGAAAUGCUAGCACUCAUAACGAAUUAAAUGUUCUUCCCCCUAAUUCAAAAUUAAUUUUCUUUUUUGAUAAUUUUAAUGCUCUACUGGGAACUAAUUAAUCGAAUCGAAUAAACAGUUUCCAAAGUAUCAAAUCCCAAAAGGCUACAGUGCAGAUAAUAUUUGGUUUUAAAUACGCCCGCAUAUUAUUAUUGUAAUUAUAAUACUUAGCUUUAAGUAAAUUUCUUAAAUAAUUCUCAUCUAACAUUUAUUUUCCAUAUAUUCAAUUACCUUGUUGGGAUAGCGCAUUAAUAAUGUAGCUAAAAGAUACAUAAGGAUCAUAAACGUAUUUUAAACUAAUUAAGAUAAAAAACUCACAUUUACUACAUAAAUAUAAAUAUUAUUAAAUCUCGAGAAGUGUUACGUGAAGCACUAGAAUGCGUGGCAACAAGAACAAAUUUUCUGUCUUAAGCCACAAUUUGUGUUGUCUAUAAGUAUCUCUAAUACGAAUACCUACAUAUGGCCCUUAGGCUAAUAAUAUGUAACAGAAAUCAAUAAAAUAAAUAUAUUACGUAACUGGA
Anastrepha ludens (Mexican fruit fly) is the source of this 6632-nucleotide messenger RNA. RefSeq names its product zinc finger protein 423. Gene Ontology annotation, molecular function: DNA-binding transcription factor activity, RNA polymerase II-specific; RNA polymerase II transcription regulatory region sequence-specific DNA binding; zinc ion binding. The record is from RefSeq and is a predicted model, not a curated record. NCBI's taxonomy places the organism in Eukaryota, Metazoa, Arthropoda, Insecta, Diptera, Tephritidae. Gene Ontology annotation, cellular component: nucleus. The transcript is spliced from 3 exons. Gene Ontology annotation, biological process: regulation of transcription by RNA polymerase II. The coding region runs from base 353 to 4963 and encodes 1536 amino acids.